This is a messenger RNA of Chrysemys picta bellii (western painted turtle), 780 nucleotides long. It is a transcript of the gene PPP1R11, whose product is annotated as protein phosphatase 1 regulatory inhibitor subunit 11. Gene Ontology annotation, molecular function: protein phosphatase 1 binding; protein serine/threonine phosphatase inhibitor activity. The record is from RefSeq and is a predicted model, not a curated record. Gene Ontology annotation, cellular component: nucleus. Lineage: Eukaryota; Metazoa; Chordata; Testudines; Emydidae.
ACCCGGAAACGGGAAGUAGUGGGCUGGUGACCGGAAGUGGCGUGCGGCCGGUGGUGGGAGCCGGGCGGUCGCUCGCCGCGGGCUGCUGGGAGAGCCGGGGCAGCCGCAGGGGGAGCGAGGCAGGGGCGGUGCGCGGCGCAGACUCUUCCCCCCGGCAACCGGGGCCGCGGAGGGUCGGGGCCGGGCAGCGCCAUGGCGGAAGCGACGGCGACUGCGACAGCGACGGCCGGUGGGAGGGCAGCCAGCGCCACCGUGACCGAGACCGUCACCAUUGAGCCGGAGAACCGCAGCCUGACCAUCAAGCUGAGGAAGCGAAAGCCGGAUAAGAAGGUGGAAUGGUCGAGCGACACGGUGGACAACGAGCACUUGGGCCGUAGGUCGUCCAAAUGCUGCUGCAUCUACGAGAAGCCGCGGGCCUUCGGCGAGAGCUCCACGGAGAGCGAGGACGAGGAGGACGAGGGCUGCGGCAACGCCCACUGCAUCCGGGGCCACAGGAAGGGGGAGCACGGGGGCCGAGGGGGCGGCGGCUCCGGGGGGGGCAGGGGCAGCCCCCGCAAGGCCGAGCCGCCGGGCCAGGACCACGCUGCAGCCAUGCAGCACUGAGCCCCCCCACCCCGCCGGACUGACCCGGGGACGCGGGCGUGUCCGUCUGUCCGUGAGCCUCGUGGCCUGCGAGCUGCUGUCGUCCGUCGGUCCCGCCCGGUGCCCCGGCGUGGAAUGUACCAAGCGACGGGCCGGCUGCGUCUCUGUGCUUCUCCAUUAAACGUCUGUGUCAGUGAC